This is a messenger RNA of Aspergillus tanneri, 675 nucleotides long. It is a transcript of the gene OPI3, whose product is annotated as bifunctional phosphatidyl-N-methylethanolamine N-methyltransferase/phosphatidyl-N-dimethylethanolamine N-methyltransferase. The transcript has 5 exons. The coding region runs from base 1 to 675 and encodes 224 amino acids. Gene Ontology annotation, biological process: phosphatidylcholine biosynthetic process. The record is from RefSeq and is a predicted model, not a curated record. NCBI's taxonomy places the organism in Eukaryota, Fungi, Ascomycota, Eurotiomycetes, Eurotiales, Aspergillaceae. Gene Ontology annotation, molecular function: S-adenosylmethionine-dependent methyltransferase activity.
AUGGCCAGUUUCUCGGACUUCAUCGACUUGUCUCAAGUGACCCUUCACUGGGCUGCGUGGUUUAUUGCAUUCAACCCCAUUUUCUGGAAUCAACUGACUGAGAGACUCUUGCCUCCAGUAUCGUUGCCCGUGGCGAUGGCUUAUGUCACAAAUAUUGGGCACUAUUCUGUAGAAUAUCGGAAACAAUACCUGACUCGUAUAUUCGGUAACCCCUACUACGGGUGCUAUUUCCUCGCAUUCACCAUCUUCACUCUGGGCAUCGCUCGCGACCAUGUGUAUCAAUUAGCCCUGGACGACCAACCGUUUUAUGCCCCAGUGCACCAACCGAUCCUGGGUGGUGCCCUCUUUGCCAUCGGGUCCGUCCUUGUCUUGUCCAGUAUGUACGCUCUGGGAGUGACUGGUACCUAUCUUGGUGACUACUUUGGCAUUCUCAUGGAUGCCCCCGUCACCGGCUUCCCCUUCAACGUGACGGGCUCCCCGAUGUAUUGGGGGAGCACCCUGAACUUCCUGGGUGUUGCCCUGUACAAGGGAAAGGUGGCGGGACUCCUUUUGACCGCUGAAGUUUUCAUUCUGUACUGGUUCGCGCUCCGUUGGGAGGAUCCUUUCACCGCUGAGAUUUACGCCAAGCGGGAGCGCGAGCGCGCAAAGUCGAAACAAGGCGGCAAGAACCUGUAA